GGUGCUAGCGCUGCCAUCUCACAUGGGAUAUGAAAUUGUUUAAAUGAAUACGUGGCCGACGGACGUAUUUGACACGUAAACUCGUUCAGGAGAAAUGUUCAGAGUGGUUUCCUCUCGUGGUCAACACAUGUUCACAGACUCGGUUGAAUUCAAAGCAGGACUCUAAGUCAAGUUGCCAAUUCUGCGUAUAGUUUUUGACAAUUAAAUGUAUGAAAAGUGAAAGUAAAUGAUUAUCCGGUAUCAUCAGUGUAUUUUUCACAAUUACUUGUUUACUUACAUGCCGAGCCGUGUUAAAUAAAUAUGCGAUCGUGUUUCUAACCUAUCGUUUAAUAAUUCCCCCUUUGAAGUUAGUGAACAAUGAGAUUAAUACCAAAGGAAAUUCUAAUCGAUAAUUUCUAAAUUAAAGUUGACAUUUAACAGCACCUAAUUGAAUUUUAUAAAAAUGAUGCUGUCUUGUACGAAGGAACGUUUGCUUGCGUGGCAAGUACAUAUUGCCACAUUACUUAUUGCAUUCAGCACUAUUCCACCUGGAAUCGAAUGUCUGGAAGUGAUAUACGCAAUCAAUGCUGGUGGAGAGGCGCACGUCGACAGCAUAGGUGUACGAUAUAUGAAAGAUCCACUAAUGGGAAAAAUUGGUACCGCCUCAGACUAUGGAAAACAGUUAAUCAUAGGACGUGUUAAUAAUGUAGAUCAAAUACUCUAUCAAACCGAACGUUACCACCAUAGCACAUUUGGUUACGACAUACCAAUAAAAGAGGAUGGAGACUAUGUGAUGGUGCUGAGGUUCUGCGAGGUUUACUUCAACUCCCCAAAUAUGAAGGUCUUUGAUGUCGUAUUAAAUGGAGAUCAUACCAUUGUUACGGAUUUGGACAUAUUUGAAAAAGUUGGACGUGGAGUCGCUCAUGACGAAUAUAUACCAUUCAAAGUACAAAAAGGAAAAUUAAUAUACAAUGAUGAGGAGUCUGACAUACUUGGUGGCAAGAUAAGGGUUGAAUUCAUUAAGGGUUACAGGGACAAUCCGAAGAUCAAUGCUAUAGCUGUAGUCAAAGGCCAAUUAGAAGAUGUACCUCAAUUGGGGCCAAUUCCUCAAGAACCAGAGGAAUACCGUGGCAUGCAGGAUGAAGAAGAAGAGGCUGUUGUUCGCAGCCGGCACACUAGCGGACCACGUACGCCAGAUCCCUACUCGAUAGAUGACACAUCGAUUUUACUUCCUAUUUAUGUAGCAAUAGGAGCGUUUAUACCUCUUCUUUUCUGUUUAUGCAAACUUUAAUUUAGCUCCGGAUAGGUUCUGACAACUUCCUACGAGACUGAAGUUAGCAACCAGAAUUAGCAUCCAAACGUUCUAAUGUUCUUUCGUAUAAGGUAGCGAAGUCCGAAAAUAAAAAUUUUGUCAAAUACCCCGAACCCCCAACGCUUUUAUAGUUUAGUUACGAGGAUGAAACUGAACCGCAUCUUUCUUUUUCCAAAAAGUUUAACACGUUUGGCUGCCAACUCUAGCUGCUAGUUUCAGCUUCAUAAACUUCCUCAGUUUUCAUAUACUUAAUUACUUAAUAUAUGACCUCUGGAAGACCUGAAAAUAUGAUUUUCUAUUCUUAGUGAGCUAUUAAUUAAGCAACGUACAACCCAAAUCAUAGAGAUUUUAUUGCCUUGUGCUAAAGAUUAUAUUAAAUUAUUUCAUUUAUAGGUGAUAAUAUUGUCAGUUAGUAUUUAUAUGAAUAAUGAUAAUUAAGCUUUUGUUAUUUAACAGAAUGGAUCGAUGUCUGCAGAUAGAUGAAUAUUUGUCAAUCCGUACGAUUGAAUCUGCUUACCUAUUACGUAAAGUAUUCAAUUAGACUGCUACAAUUUCACCUUGUGACCCUAGAAAAACUUUAAUUAGAUGAAAAUGCUAGCUGUGAAGAAGGACAAUUCACACCAUGUACGGAAUUAUUUAAUAAACAGUUGUUUC
This is a messenger RNA of Diprion similis, 1945 nucleotides long. Its product is annotated as malectin-A. NCBI's taxonomy places the organism in Eukaryota, Metazoa, Arthropoda, Insecta, Hymenoptera, Diprionidae. Gene Ontology annotation, molecular function: carbohydrate binding. Gene Ontology annotation, cellular component: membrane. The record is from RefSeq and is a predicted model, not a curated record. The coding region runs from base 443 to 1270 and encodes 275 amino acids. The transcript has 4 exons.